GUUGCUUCGUCACGUCGUCUGUCACACGACGGACAUUUUCGCGCCAACGCGUGUGUACGAAUUUGUGCAAGGAAUUAGGCCAAACAAUGGAUAUCAAAAUUAUACUUCGUGGAAUGCAAGCGCAUGGAUUGUAAAUUUAUUCUAUAGAAAUUAAUUUUGAGUUAAACGGUACAGAUUCUAAACUCGAUUGCCAAGGGGAAUGAAAUUAUUAAUCUAAGAGACAACAACAAUAAAGUUCCGUAAUUACUUAGCCCAUAACGUAAUAUUUCACUCUUGAAAAUACGCGUGUGUCUUUAACUGAUAGGUACUUAUUCACCCAAUACAAAAGUGUACUAUAACUGUGAGUGACGUAUUAAAAGUGUUAAGUUUAUAGCGGUGAGAGUGUUAAUUGAAGUGAUUCCCGGUGUGUCCUGAUGGCCGGAACCGCCCGGCUGCGCUAGAUCGAUCCCGCGACACCGGCGGGGCUCUCGUCGGGUUGGUGGUGAGCGCUCGGCGCGCGGCGUGGGGGGAUGCCGGUGCGCAAGGGGCUGCUCGCGCCCCAGAACACCUUUCUCGAUACCAUCGCGACGCGCUUCGAUGGCACACAUAGCAACUUCGUGCUGGGUAAUGCGCAAGUGCCGUGUUACCCGAUCGUGUACUGCUCGGAUGGCUUCUGCGAGCUGACGGGGUGGGCGCGCGCGCACAUCAUGCAGAAGGGCUGUGCGUGCAAGUUCCUGCAUGGCCCCGACACCUGCGAGGAGCACCGGCACGAGAUCGACGCCGCCUUAGAAUCCAAGCACGAAUUGAAACUGGAACUGAUAUUCUAUAAGAAAAAUGGUUCUCCGUUCUGGUGCUUGCUCGAUAUCGUUCCAAUUAAGAAUGAAAAACGUGAAGUGGUAUUGUUCCUUGCUUCGUUCAAGGACAUUACGAAUACAAAAAUGGCCGCCAUGAACACUAAUGAGGAGUUUGACAGCGGAGCCGCGGUGCGGCCUUCAGCUGGCGUCGUCACUCUAGCGUUAUCCCCAUUUGUACCCGCAGCGGCACUAUUGGGCGCCCGGUUCCGAGCUGAAUCUAGUUGCCUACUUCCAGACCCUAAUGGCAAUCUUGACCCUGAAGCGCCUUCGCCCGCCAACAUGGGCAGGCGCCGCUCAAGGGCUGUUCUCUACCAGCUUUCAGGACAUUACAAACCGGAUAAGAUGAAGACAAAACUGAAACUAAACAAUGUUAGUAAGAAUUUACUUCACUCAUCGAACCCACCUUUGCCGGAGUACAAAACGUCAGCAAUAAAAAAAUCAAAAUUUAUUAUCUCGCAUUAUGGAGUUUUUAAAACUUUCUGGGACUGGCUUAUUCUAAUAGCGACGUUUUACGUUGCUGUGGUUGUGCCGUACAAUGCCAGCUUCGUAGAUGAAGGACAUCCCAGAAUCAGUGUGACCAGUGACGUUGUAGUUGAAGCACUCUUUAUUAUUGAUAUAGUGUUAAACUUCCGGACGACAUUUGUGAGUAAAAAAGGCGAAGUGGUAUCUGAUUCCAAAGCGAUAGCCCUUAAUUACAUCCGAUCCUGGUUCGUAGUGGAUCUCCUGGCAGCGCUCCCAUUUGACCUACUUUACGCUUCCGACGUUUAUAGUGGAACGUUCUCCUUCAAACAGGAAUCGACGCACGGGAACGUACACUUAGUGAAGCUUACGAGGCUGCUCCGCCUGGCGCGCUUGCUGCAAAAGAUGGAUCGAUACUCGCAGUACUCAGCGCUGAUACUGACCCUGUUAAUGCUCUCCUUCACGCUGGUCGCCCACUGGCUCGCCUGCAUCUGGUUCAUUAUUGCUGAAAAGGAAAUAGAACAUCACAGAAACGAGAGCUGGGAUUUAGGAUGGAUAAACAAUUUGGCGGAAAGGCUAAAAGUGCCAAUAAUGAACAUAUCGCACAGCGAGAGUUAUGUCACGGCACUUUACUUCACGUGCUCGUCACUGACCAGCGUCGGCUUCGGUAACGUGUCCGCUAACACAUUGCCGGAGAAAAUAUUCAGUAUUCUCACAAUGCUCAUUGGAGCUCUUAUGCACGCUGUGGUGUUUGGUAAUGUGACGGCUAUAAUUCAAAGAAUGUACUCGAGACGGUCCUUGUAUCAAAGCAAGUGGCGAGAUCUGAAGGACUUCCUCUCACUUAAUCAAGUGCCGAAAGAACUGAAGCAACGAAUGCAGGAUUAUUUUCAGACAAUGUGGUCUUUGAAUCAUGGUAUUGACAUCCACGAGACAUUAAAAGAAUUUCCUGAAGAACUCAGAGGCGACGUGUCGUUACAUUUGCAUCGAGAGAUUCUCUCCCUGCCUAUAUUCGAAUCGGCGUCGCAAGGUUGCCUUAAGCUGCUGUCCCUUCAUAUCAGAAACAACUUCUGUGCGCCUGGCGAGUACCUCGUGCAUAAGGGAGAUGCGCUCACUUACAUCUACUAUAUCUGCAAUGGGUCCAUGGAAGUAAUGCAGAAUGAAAUGGUGGUUGCUAUUUUAGGUAAAGGUGAUUUGGUUGGUUGUGAUAUGAAUACUCACCUGCAUGCUUUUAAUGGGACUGGAGGACCCCAAUCUAACAAUCCUGAUGUAGUUGUUAAAUCAAGCAGUGAUGUUAAGGCUUUGACAUAUUGUGAUCUAAAGUGUAUACACAUGGGCGGCUUAGCUGAGGUAUUGCGACUCUAUCCUGAAUACCAACAAGAAUUUAUUCACGACAUACAACACGAUCUGACAUAUAACUUAAGAGAGGGUUACGAAGCGGAGCAGGAGUCUGACGGAAACGGUCAUCCCUCGCUGACUCUCCCCUCUAUAUCAGAAGACGAUGAAAACGUACCAGAAGACUACGCACUCUCUCCAAAGAAACCACCGAUCACUUCCACUAAUAGUCCCCGUCAUAAAUUUAGACCCGAUGGACAACGUUUAACUCACAGAGAAUUACGCGAAAGAAUAGAGAGACAGCGUAGCGUAGCGACUCCUAAACUUGGAAGAGCCGAUUCUCUAGAAGGGCUUAAUUUAGAAGUUCAUCAUACAAGAUCAUCUGUAGAUAGGCUUGAUACCCAAGUUUCCACUCUACAUCAUGAUGUUGCAGCAUUAAGCAUGGAGGUUCGAAAUGCAAUACAAGCAUUACAAGAAAUGACAGGUCCGAGUGGAUGGCACGCCGCCCAUUCCAAUCCUAAUCUUCAAUGGAAUGCACCUCCUAAUCAACUCGCUCGCAGUUGUAGUCAUCCGCCCGAUGUAUUUUGUUGGGAUCAGCAAGAAAGACCAGUUACUCCCGAGAGGCCUAAGAUCCACAGAAGUACACAAACGGAACCUUUCCUUCAUUCUGUUACGCAGUACAUAAUGGAGCAUCCGGCGACUGUCAUGCUCCUCCUAGGCAUAGAUCCAAUGGCUAACCUAGCCCCUGUGCUACCCGCGUCUUUGGAGUACUACGACCCACGUGGACGAAGACCCAGCGCCCUUGAACAGAUCGUAGAAACUGAGAACGGUAGUCAAACUCCUUCUAGCACAACCAGUGAUAAAUUUGAACUAAAUAGAAGUCCAAGUGGAAGUGCUAGAGAGCUAGAUGUACAACCGGAAGUUAAAGUCACUGUAGACAAAGAUUAUAAAACUGCAACUUUAAAAAGAAACAGAUAUUCUGCUAGUGAUAUUUGUGAAGCGUCGGAAAGAUUGCUACCGUCAAAAGGUUCACAACCCAGUACGUAUAGUCUCAAGGGUUAAAUUGUCUGCUCACGAGCCAUAAUUAUUUUAAGGACAUUAAUGCAUUAAUUUUAUUUCAUAAGUGUUCCAUUUAUAAAGAUUACUUUUAGGGUUAAAUUUAAUUCUACGUGUUUCACGCAAAGAUUGUACAUAUCAAUUGAACAUAUAAAGGAUUCUAUAAUGUAUCAAAAUAGUUUUAUCUAUCAAUGAUUCAGUGGGUGGUUUGCAGUAUAUCUAGUCAUGAAAACCAUCAUAUCGAGAGUUCUAUCAUUUAUAGAAACUUUUAAUUUCAUAAAUUCCUAGAA
This is a messenger RNA of Papilio machaon (common yellow swallowtail), 3970 nucleotides long. RefSeq names its product potassium voltage-gated channel subfamily H member 8. The coding region runs from base 510 to 3686 and encodes 1058 amino acids. Gene Ontology annotation, molecular function: voltage-gated potassium channel activity. The record is from RefSeq and is a predicted model, not a curated record. The transcript is spliced from 17 exons. Gene Ontology annotation, biological process: potassium ion transmembrane transport; regulation of membrane potential. Gene Ontology annotation, cellular component: membrane. NCBI's taxonomy places the organism in Eukaryota, Metazoa, Arthropoda, Insecta, Lepidoptera, Papilionidae.